ACACAGAACACGGGCUCGUAUGAAAACGCAGCGUUUAAGUGUACACUACACUACAAUAUACUUUUGCCUAAAGAAGAAGAGAACAGCCGAAGCACCGAAACGAAUCACCAGAAUGGGGAGAGUGGAGGCACUGAGCGCGUACAGAGCGCUUCUAAGAGCGACGAGGAAGACCUUCGCCGGAGAUUCGUUCAUGCUGACGCAGUCAGCCGCCGAGAUCCGCCGGAAAUUCGAAGAGAAUCGGCAGAUGACGUCGGAGGAGGAUGUUCAGAGACACCUCGAAGAGGCACGCGAGGCCUCUCAUUUCAUCACCAACAUGAUCGUCCAGGCCAAGCUCAACUCUCGCGGCGGUUACGAAAUGAAGCCGGGUAAAGAGCAUGCAGGAGCAACAUUGGAGGUUCCAUCAGAAGAGCUUCUUAAGAAGUCUGUAUGAGGACCAGUUUGGUCCUUAUGGUGUGUUUCCCGUUUGGAGGGGGGAAUUUUAUGUUUUAUUUUGUUUUGCUUUUUUGUAGUAAGAAUGAGCUCUAUGGUCUUUUUUUUUUUUUUUUUUUUUCCCCCUCAAUUUAUUUGCAUCCCUUGGGAGGAAUACUGAAGGCCAGUUGAGAAAUCGAUAGAAAUGCUUUAUGUUUUAGAUUUAGUCCAUAAUGUUAUGCCAAUAAAUGUUCUUGCUGCAGAAGGGAAUUCUUGAAAGCUGAUGAUUUGUACAACCUUUCAAUUCGACCAUGUUUAUGUAUUUUAAUUUCUUGUGGAAUAUCAAAUAUUUGAAAGCCAAA
Molecule: messenger RNA, 770 nt
Organism: Morus notabilis
Lineage: Eukaryota; Viridiplantae; Streptophyta; Magnoliopsida; Rosales; Moraceae
Product: mitochondrial zinc maintenance protein 1, mitochondrial
Exons: 2
Coding region: 20-430 (136 amino acids)
Biological process (GO): mitochondrial respiratory chain complex III assembly
Source: RefSeq, a predicted model, not a curated record